This is a messenger RNA of Eubalaena glacialis (North Atlantic right whale), 1461 nucleotides long. RefSeq names its product L-gulonolactone oxidase. Gene Ontology annotation, molecular function: FAD binding; D-arabinono-1,4-lactone oxidase activity. The record is from RefSeq and is a predicted model, not a curated record. The transcript is spliced from 13 exons. Gene Ontology annotation, cellular component: membrane. NCBI's taxonomy places the organism in Eukaryota, Metazoa, Chordata, Mammalia, Artiodactyla, Balaenidae. Bases 1 to 1461 code for a protein of 486 amino acids.
AUGGGCAGCCUGGUGUAUCCCUCCCCCAGCUCUGACAACUGCAGAGUCGGCCCUGAGCUCCUGCGCUGCUGGUUCCAGCCCCCCGCUCCGCCUGGCCUCCGCACCCCGCUGCCCCGUGCUCUGCUCCACGAGGAGGCCAGAGUCCAUGGGUACAAAGGAGUCAAAUUCCAAAACUGGGCGAGGACCUAUGGCUGUUACCCGGAGAUGUACUACCAGCCCACGUCCGUGGAGGAGAUCAGAGAGGUGCUGGCCCUGGCCAGGCAGCAGAACAAGCGGGUGAAGGUGGUGGGCGGUGGCCACUCACCUUCAGACAUCGCCUGCACCGACGGCUUCAUGAUCCACAUGGGCAAGAUGAACCGCGUCCUCAAGGUGGACACGGAGAAGAAGCAGGUGACCGUGGAGGCCGGCAUCCUCCUGGCUGACCUGCACCCACAGCUGGACAAGCACGGCCUGGCCUUGUCCAACCUGGGAGCCGUGUCAGACGUGACUGCAGCUGGCGUCAUCGGGUCCGGAACGCACAACACGGGGAUCAAGCACGGCAUCCUGGCCACCCAGGUGGUGGCGCUGACCCUCCUGACGGCCGACGGGACCAUUCUCGAGUGCUCUGAGUCCAGCAACGCGGAGGUGUUCCAGGCGGCACGGGUGCACCUGGGCUGCCUUGGAGUCAUCCUCACCAUCACCCUGCAGUGCGUGCCCCAGUUCUACUUGCAGGAGACUUCCUUCCCCUCAACCUUGACAGAGGUUCUUGACAACCUGGACAGCCACCUGAAAAAAUCUGAAUACUUCCGUUUCCUCUGGUUCCCGCACAGCGAGAACGUCAGCGCCAUCUACCAGGACCACACCAACAAGCCUCCCUCCUCUUCAGCCAACUGGUUUUGGGACUAUGCUGUUGGAUUCUAUUUACUGGAGUUCCUGCUCUGGAUCAGCACCUUCCUGCCAGGCCUUGUGGGCUGGAUCAACCGCUUUUUCUUCUGGCUCCUGUUCAAUGGGAAGAAGGAAAACUGCAACCGCAGCCACAAGAUCUUCACCUACGAGUGCCGCUUCAAGCAACACGUGCAGGACUGGGCCAUCCCCAGAGAGAAGACCAAGGAGGCCCUGCUGGAGCUGAAGGCCAUGCUGGAGGCGCACCCCAAGGUGGUGGCCCACUACCCCGUGGAGGUGCGCUUCACCCGGGGGGACGACAUCCUGCUGAGCCCCUGCUUCCAGCGCGACAGCUGCUACAUGAACAUCAUCAUGUACAGGCCCUAUGGCAAGGACGUGCCGCGGCUGGACUACUGGCUGGCCUACGAGACCAUCAUGAAGAAGGUGGGGGGCAGGCCCCACUGGGCCAAGGCCCACAACUGCACCCGGAAGGACUUUGAGAAAAUGUAUCCUGCCUUUCCGAAGUUCUGUGCCAUCCGAGAAAAGCUGGACCCCUCGGGGAUGUUCCUGAAUGCGUAUCUGGAGAAGGUGUUCUACUGA